Aspergillus homomorphus CBS 101889 is the source of this 625-nucleotide messenger RNA. RefSeq lists its product as uncharacterized. The record is from RefSeq and is a predicted model, not a curated record. NCBI's taxonomy places the organism in Eukaryota, Fungi, Ascomycota, Eurotiomycetes, Eurotiales, Aspergillaceae. Bases 124 to 528 code for a protein of 134 amino acids. The transcript has a single exon.
UAGUAAUCUCUUUUCUUUUUCGCUUCUUCUUCCAUUCAUCUCUACACUCACGGGAUAUCUUUGGGUUAAGGACUGAAUGCUUUGGUUGACACCGUUGCGACGCGGGGGGGAGACAUAUUCAUAAUGGAUGAGGAUGGUGGUGGUCGUGGUGAUGAUGACGAUUAUGAUAAAAAGCAGCGAAGCAAACUCAGAACGCCAAUUUGCGCCAGAUUCCUGACUUCCCAACCCGCUUUUCUCCCCUUGUUUCCCGCAUGCUGGUCUAUCUAUCUCUCUCUCUCUCUCUCUCUCUCUCUCUUUCUCUCUCUCUUUCCUCCCAAUCCCCUUCCCGGAGUUCGUCAUCGACUUGUUUUGAGGGGGUGCUUCAUGACUCAUACGUCAUUGGUUGAAGUUCGGACAAAUGCCCUGUCUCUCCUAUUCUUUGUUCCCCUCUCUUCUCCCGGAUCAUUCACAUAUCAACGGAGGAGAGAAGCGGAUAGAAAAGGAGACCUAGAAAAUAGGUCAACAGGACUAAAACUGAGAGUCCUGUAACAUUUUUCAAGGCAGAAAAAAAGAAAUAAGAACAAGUGAAAAAAAGUUAUUAGCAAGAAUCGGAAGGAUGACAAAAAUGCGGUUGGACGAGGAAAAC